CGCGUGUCUCGGAGCGGCGCGUGGGGCACCUGCUCGUCUGGCGGCAGCGGCGGCUGCUGCUCUCUGCCAGCGCAAAGCUUCUUAUUUCUUGUUCUACUGCUGCCCAGCUGCUUGUUGCCGGUUCCCGUCGCCUCCUCCUUCACCUCCUCUUCUUCCUUGGGCGCGAGUUGGGUUCCUCCGGUGGGGCUUAUCCCUUCCUUCCUUCCACCCUUCCUUCCUUCCUUCCUUCUUUCUUUCCUCUCCUCCUUCGCCCCCUCUCAACCAACCAGCCCCCCCCCCCCCCGCGCGCUGCCUGCGAGUCACGUGCCCAUUGCCUGAGGCAGAGACUAAAGAGGAACCUUAAAAAUAUAUAUAUAUCAAAAAGGGGGGCGCCUCAUUCCUUCCACCGCCAUACUGUAUUUUAUAGUAACUCGCAUUUUUAUUCCUUCCUUUUACUCCCGCUCGGUGAGUACCUUUCCGCUGACAUUCUUGUCCUCCUUUUUUUUUAAAAAAAACUCCUUUUUGUCCUGUUUUGUUUUUUUUCCUCUUCCUUUUUGUUUUUGCUGCCUUUUUUUAAAAAAAACCUCUUUGUUUUCAUGGAUUUGGUCCUUUUUUUUCUGAUGACAAGUUUUUCCCCCCUUUUUCUUAGCAUGCGAUGGUUUAAACUGGGAGCAAAAAGGUGUUGCUGGGACUGGAAGUCGCUAACCAUAGCCAUCUGAGGAAGAGAGAGAGAGAAACAGAGGAAUGAGACUUGCCAGUCCAGCAAUAACGUAAAUGCAUAGGCAUGAUAACGUAUUGAUACAUUGUUGUUGACAAAAAAGGCGAAUUGGCAUGUUGCUUAACUCUCUUUUGCAGAGAUUUUUUGGAUGAUGUUGUUUUGUUUUUGGUUUUUUUGUAUAUAUAUUUAUAUGGAAUUUGACUAUAUGCCUUUUACAGCCGUGUUUACAAAGAGUUUGUGAUCUUGCAAUACUGGUGCGUGCCACUGAGCAAGAUAUUAAUCUUUAUUAAAUGUUUUUUUGUUUUUUUUUAAUUUUGUUUCCUUUUUUUGGACAAUCAGCUGUUUUUCUUCUUUUGCUGUUUUUGGAUGCUGGUUUAUAACGUGAAACUUUUCUUGCAGCUUGGUACUGUUGAUCAUUUUUAAAAAUUUCUAAAUAUAUCUAUCUAUCCAUUCUAUUAUAAGAGAGCCCAAGAUCAUUCCUUCCCCAAAUUUCAUGAUUUUUUUCAUUCUUUUAUACCAAGAUAAUUUUAUGAUGAUGAUCAUAAUGUUGAUAGAUAUACCCGUAUAUACAAAUAAGUUUUCAAAUGAUGGCAGUGGAAGGUUUUCCUGGAGAAUGAAGUGCGGUUUGGUUUCCUUGUCAACGGAAGAUGAAGUGAACACCCGAACAUCUCCCCAGUGCAGGGCUGCAGUCAAGUGAGCCAGUCAUGACCGGAAAAACACAGACCAGUAAUGUAACCAAUAAAAAUGACCCCAAGUCCAUCAACUCAAGAGUCUUCAUUGGAAAUCUCAACACAGCCAUUGUCAAAAAAGGUGACAUAGAGGCAAUCUUCGCGAAAUAUGGAAAAAUAGUUGGCUGUUCGGUGCACAAAGGUUACGCAUUUGUACAAUACAUGAGUGAGAGGCAUGCAAGAGCUGCUGUAGCAGGAGAAAACGCCAGAAUCAUUGCUGGACAACCACUUGAUAAAAUUGUAAAGGAAAAAGCUGUAUCAGAUAUCAACAUGGCAGGAGAGCCAAAACCAUACAGACCUAAGCCAGGAAACAAGCGGCCACUUUCAGCUCUCUACAGACUUGAAUCAAAGGAGCCUUUCCUGUCUGUUGGUGGCUACGUCUUUGAUUAUGAUUACUACAGAGAUGAUUUCUAUAAUCGGUUGUUUGAUUACCAUACCCGGGUCCCUGCACCGCCUCGUGCUGUAAUCCCAUUAAAACGUCCCCGGGUAACAGUAACAGCAACUCGCCGAGGAAAGGGGGUACUUUCCAUGAAAGGUGGAUCAAGAUCUACAUCUAGUGGAACUUCCUCAUCAGGAUCAAAGUUGAAGUCAGAUGAGUUGCAGACAAUCAAAAAGGAAUUAACUCAGAUCAAAACAAAAAUUGACUCUUUGCUAGGGAGACUAGAGAAGAUUGAAAAGCAGCAGAAGGCUGAAGCAGAAGCCCAAAAGAAACAAAUAGAAGACAGUGCAGAUUUGAUCCAAGAUGAGUGCAUAUCAGAGAAUGCUGACAACUCUACUGAAGAUCCUAUUGAAGGAGGCCUGGAUGGAGAUGGAGAAGAGAUGACUGAUGGCAUAGAGGAGGACUUUGAUGAGGAUGGAAGUAAUGAGCUGUUUCUGCAGAUAAAAUGAAUUGGGAGUCAUAUCCAGCCACUGUGGAAACCAAGAAGACUGACUUCUCUAUCUGGAAAUGUGACCUGAAAUUUCUUGCCGGCUGAGAACACCUUUAACUCAGUUUUUGUGAAGAACUGAAAUAACUCUUUGAAAUGGAAACUACCAUUCAAAACUCAGAAAUUCUUUUUCUUAUAUGUUCUAAAGCUGUACAAUUGUCAGAUUUUUAUGGUUUAGAUUGUAAAUGUGUUUUUCCUGGCUAAUUAUUGGUAUUAUUUUUUUAAUUUUGAUGUCAGAAAGCCAAUUACUUGUAUGAUAAUAGGAAGGGCAUAUUUAAAAUGAUGAGGACACUGUAUACAAAUGUAUAUUUGUAAAAGCUAUUUUUAUGAUUAGCAUGUUUUAUGGUUCAUUAUAUUUAAAGUCAGGUGAUAUUGCACUUAAAUGUUUACAGCAUAAUGAAAUGAGAUCAUCAAAGUUUUAUGAUUCAAUAUGUUAACUGUAUUUUGAUUAUUUGUAUUUAUUUAUAUUCCUGUUUUAAAGCAAGUACAUUGAUUAAAUGGGAUCUUAAUGGUGGGUAAAUAAUAUUCAUGGCUGGGUUUUUCCCCCAAGCUAUCAUUAUACUAAUGGAUGUGAUGUUAUGCACUAGUUCUGUGCAGAGUGGGAAAACUUCAGAUAAUUUCAAUACUCAAAUGUACAUCCUCUCACCUUACUAAAAUGCAACUUUUCCAUCUUCUCCUACUCUGCCUUAGCAACACAUAAGGCCACUGGACAGAAUAGAUGAAAAUAUUUCAAAAAUUCUCUAAAUACUUCCAAUAUUGCUGCCACAUUAAAAAACUGUAGUUGAUUUUAUAUCUACUCUUCAAUCCAUUUUUGUCUGGAUUUCUAUUAUUGGAUCUAUUAUGUUAUAUGGUUGAAAGCUAUAGUUUGAACUUACUGUUACUUUAAUCUCCAAUCGCUGUACCAGUUUACCUGGUGCUAAAUUGUCUCAUUGGUCCAUGUCAUUCCAAAAAGCUGCAAAGAGAACUUUACAUUAUGCACUGUAUUUCUCUGAACUCAUUUCUGAUCCCCGAGGCUAUCAGUUUUUCUCUGAUGCUUGAAAUUAGAAUUCUUCCUGCGAUUGCAAAUUAAUUCCUUCCAUAGUUCCUCUGAAUAAACUUUAUUUCCCCUCAAAACAAAUUACAAAACAAAUUGGUAAAAUUUGCCUUAUUUGUUAAUAAGCAUGUCUAGAUCCACCUACAGUUUAUGGCUAUAGCUGCCUCAUUAUCAGAGAAAGAGCCAGACACCUGACAGUUUUGAAAAUAAAAUUGCACAGACCAAUUUUGUUUUAUCGCCUUAAUGCCAGACUGGUUCAAUUAUGAUUCAUAGCAGGAAAAGGUACCAGACUUGUAGAAAUAUGACAUUUUUAAAACAGUUGGCAUGUCUAAGGGUUAUUUUGUAAAAGUAUAUUUUAAAGCCAUUCUUACAACAUUUAAAGCCCUUUUCUGAUGAUCAAGAGAGCAUCCUACACACGCUUGCAUCGCAGGGCCAGAUCUUGCCCAGUAUUUAUUUUAUCAGACAUUGACGCAUGGUAUGCAUGCUGUGGGACACACAUAGUGUUAGGGAAAAACUUGUUACUCCGUAUGUGAUAUGCAUUCACUUGAUGUGUGCCCACCAUAAUAAAACAUAUCAAAGGGGCUCUUUAAAGACAUUAGUACAGAUGACAGUGCAGUUUAGAAGAAAUUUCACUAUAUUCACAGGCAUCUGGGUUAUGUUUUUGUAGUGCUGGAAUGAUUCCUUUCUGUAAAUUCAUUCCUCUGUUAUCUUCGCAAACUAUUAUCCUACUGCACAGAGCACCUGUACUACUCAUCUGUUUGGAUGAGGAUAAUUUUUGUAUAGUGAGCCCUCCAUACAAGAGAUUGGUUCCAGCCCUCCCUACAAUCCCGGAAAACAUGGAUGUCCCAGUCUCUUAUAUAAAAAGAUGUCCUUUACAACCCCACCCCAUGCAUACAGCCACCACUGCGCAUUCACAAACCCCAACCUUCCCAGCCCACCUUGACAACCAGUUCCCUCUUCCAUCCUGGUCAUGCACUCUUCCAGCCUAUCAUUUCCUAUGUGCACCCUGAAGGCAGAUAUCAAAUGCAAGCAUGAGCCAGAGCUUCCGCUCCCCUCUCUCUCCUGGGCCACUUCAGUACCUACUUCAGCUUCAGUGUCCAUCACAGUCUCCUCAUGAGGCCACUGGGCAGGCUAAGGGAGAGAUAAAACAUCCUGCAACGCUUUUAUUCUUCUAAAACUGUGUUUUUCUUGUUUUUAAAGCAUUUGAAUGUUGAAUUUCUAUUAUUAUUUUUGAUCUUGUAUUGGUUGAAUCCAUAGAUCCAAAGCUCACAUAUCCAGAGUGCCCUCAAUAAACACGUUUUUCAUUAAUAGAGAGACAGGGGAAAGGAGAAUAACUUGUUGAUGCAGUAACUUAAAACCAAAUCUGAGUAUCACCAAACUGGGGAAAUGUUUCUGAUUAACUAGAUGCACAAACGAGGGCUGACAUCCUGUUAAUAACAUAGGCAGCCAUAAAUCCAACUUAAACCUGUGUAUAUCUUUCAUUAUUGCAGAGGUUUGGAUUCUCAUUCUCCUCUGUGCAACAACCAAAAUCUUAAAAAAAACAAAAAACCUUGGCCAGAAUUUAACUUUCUUGACUACAUGCUACAUCCUUUCAAAUGCAGCAGUUUCCUGACUAAUGGAGGGUAUGGGUGAGAUUGGAAGUACACAUCAGCCUCUGAAUGUGCAGCUGGAGGCACAAUGAGAAGACAUCAUCUGGGUCCGACCAAUGAUCCUGUGAAAGUUCUGGAGGAUCACGUUGUCACUCUGCAUAUAUCCCGAGGCACAUGACUAAAUGUUAUUCCAUUCACAUCCACACUUCCCUAUCAGCAAGUAAAUACCAUUUUGGGGGGUGUGCAGCCUGUAAAAGUUGGACUUUAUGGAGAGGAGAUAGGCAGAACUUUGCACAUCUUAUCCUAAUGCAGCAUCUCAUCAUGUGAAGCUGCCUUGUAGUGAUUCUAUGAGUCAAACCAUUGGCCCUUCUAGUUCUAUAUUGUGUACCGUUCUUGAUAACCAGUCUUUCUUAGUCCUAUAAGCUAUUUUUGAUUAAAGAUGCCAAGAAUUGAAGCAGUCCUCUCUGUGUGCAAAAUGUUUUAUAUCGAGUAAUAUUAACCUUGCAUGUAUACCAUCCCAUUGCACUAUUACAGCAUUUGCACUAAAGCAGGCUGGUACCAAUGCAAUCAGUGGCUAGAAAAAGGAAACAUGGUGUGAAGUUUUUCCCGAAUGUGAUCCAUCCUCUACUCUGCUGUGAACAUGUGCCCACAUCCAUCUGCAUGUAAGAGAAAUUAAUCCAGAUGGCUGUUUUAUUGUAACCUCUAUUUACAAUCUGAUCAGGGCAACUAGUUGUUAAUCUUUCUAAAUCCUUGCAGUGUAGCACUGGAGCUUUUUGUUGACAAGGAGAGAGAGGAGUUGGAUUCUUACACUAUGAAAAAUGUCAUAACCUGAAUACAUUUUGACAUUUUAAAACCAUGAUGAUUUCUUUAAAAAACAGAAAAAAACAAUGGAUCUAAAGUUGGAAUAUCUUGCUCCAUGUCUUCUUGUGUAAUCACUCAUGAUGGUUUUGUUCCAAAUGUUGUAACAUAAUUUUUACAUUCCUGUAAAUAAAUAUUUUCUCUGAUUAAUGCA
Molecule: messenger RNA, 5985 nt
Organism: Anolis carolinensis (green anole)
Lineage: Eukaryota; Metazoa; Chordata; Lepidosauria; Squamata; Anolidae
Gene: ralyl
Product: RALY RNA binding protein like
Exons: 10
Coding region: 1402-2313 (303 amino acids)
Cellular component (GO): nucleus
Molecular function (GO): RNA binding
Source: RefSeq, a predicted model, not a curated record